Molecule: messenger RNA, 3371 nt
Organism: Gigantopelta aegis
Lineage: Eukaryota; Metazoa; Mollusca; Gastropoda; Neomphalida; Peltospiridae
Exons: 21
Coding region: 50-2104 (684 amino acids)
Source: RefSeq, a predicted model, not a curated record
AGAGGAGCGAACCCAUGAAAGGAAGGGCCCCGUUGCCCACAGCAUCAAAAUGGCGGCCACCGACACGGAAAGCAUUCACGACAAUAUGACAAGACUUCGAAUGCGAAUGAUUCAACAGAAAAUUGCAAAUGAAAGGGAAAAAUUACAAAGGCCGGAAACUUCAUCUAGUGAGGGUGGAGACGGACACUUAAAGAUUCAGCAGGCUAUGCUGAGAAGACAAGACCUUAUAGACAAAAUAAGAAGAGAACACCUCCAGAGACCUCGAACACACAGCCCCCGUAGACGUUUUACCCCCAGCCCCUGCCCUCCCCUGUCAAGACGGUCAUUACCAGAUUUAAAUAAAACAUACCAGUUCAACUGGUACAACCAAAGACCAGUUGACGGCUUCUCAAACGUGCCGUGCUUGCCUCCAAUAGACACUCGACCCGGAAGUCACUGUAUCUCGUAUGAUCCAGGUGGGCCCCCUCCUGAUGGUGGUCAUAAAGAUAUGGCAAAUAUAAAACAUGUAAUAGAACACCAGAUCCGGCAGCAACCUGCGCCUGUUCAACAGCAGGUUGUCCAGCCAGUUGUCCAGCCCGUUGUCCAGCCUUGUGUCCAGCCUUGUGUCCAGCCAGUUGUCCAGCAGUACCAGUUACCUCCUGUCCAGCACGUGCAACACAUCCAGCACAUCCAGCCCGCACCCACCACACACAUCAUGCCACAGGUCACCACGAUACAGGCAGCACAGCCCUGCAUGCAGGCCAUGCCGACUAUUGGCAUCAUCAGUGAAAAACAGGACAAAGGAUUCAACAAGGGAGAUUUCAUGGACAUGAUGAUGUUUGAGAAUGUGCAGAUGCAUCAUAUGGUGAUGCAACAGAUGAUGCUACAAAACUUCGCUCCUAAAGUAGCCAUAGCCCAGGCCCCUGCACAAACUACUGUCAUGCCAGCCGCGAGACCAGUUUAUCACCAUCACUUUCAGGCCGUGUCAGCACCAGCGCCACCUAUACACCACUACCAGUCUCUUCCCCCGAUGGAGGGGGGCUUCUCGGUUUCUGCCAGAGGGUACAGAAGUAGAGGCGCUACGUUUGGUGGGAGAGGUGAGUUUGGCAUGAGCAAUGUCAUGUUUCCCUCUUUUAAAGGAAGAAAUCAUUUCGGGAGAGUUUUACCGACAAAUACGAGAGUAGAUGGACCUGUAGCAAAUGUGAGGAGAACAGACUUGGUGAGAAAAACUUACCCUUUCCAAGAUUCAAAGGGACUCGUUCGUUUUCGUCAGUUUGCUUACGCUGCUUGGUUUAUUGCUAUUCUUAGAGCUGCUGUCCGUAAGGGGAAAGGAAACAGACCGAGCAGUGCUUUCCUGUUUGGAAUUAUUCUCAAGGAAAUUGUCGCAGCACUCCAAAGACUCUACCUAAAUCCGAAUGGAAACAUCUACCCCGUGAUGAAUGACAUCAUUGGACCUCAGGCCUACGAUUUGUCAGUGCUCGUGACGGGAGAGCGGGGAGCUGAGCCGCUACAGAGAGACCGGAAAGGAUUGAUACAGAUCCUUGCAUAUGUGAUGGAGAACCUCAUUUACCACAUCACAGAAAUCAUGCCUAAAACUGGAGUUUUAGGAACUCAUCGUAAAUCUGCAGUCUUUGAGCUCAUCAAAACAGACCGGCGCUUUCCAGACGGAUAUUUCUGGCAAGUCGAAUUGGACCGACUGCAGUUUAACGAGAGAGGACGGACAAUCAACAUCGGCAAUAACGAGGCAUUCUUCCUUAUUGUUGGCAUCGUCCUGUCGAGAAGUUUAAUCACCACGUUGUUCCUGAAACCAAUAGAUUACGGCUUAUCGACAGAACCACUGACCGAUGUGAACUAUCGUAACUUGAAAGUUAUAUCUUCAUGUCUUCUGUUUUUAAUCCGUCGAGUAUCAGUUCCAAAGGGUCACCCAAUAAUGCCGAUGCCAGGUGAAAUAGCUAAACAUGUCUACAAAGAUGAGGAAAUGAAAAAUGUUUAUAUCGAUCUGAGGAAGUCAUACGAAUACUGCGAGAACUUGUUACGAGAAUGGGGAGCAGAAUAUGUGAAAAGACUUCGAUUAGCUGCCGAUUCAACAACCGCCCCGCAACCACCCUUGAAACCAGAACGAUAGUACACAAGUGUUUCUGAGACUACGAUGAGCUGCUGAUUCUACAACCGUCCCACAACCACCCUUAACAAAACCAGAACGAUAGUACACAAGUGUUUCUAAGACUACGAUUAGCUGCUGAUUCUACAACCGCCCCGCAACCACCCAUAACAAAACCAGAAUGAUAGUACAGUGUCACUGAGACAGAUGGAUCCAUGUGCUUUUCUGUGUUGAGGAAAAUUAAAGCAUUGUGCUACAAAUUAUGUGUGACAUACAAAUAGACAUGAAAACAGACAGACAGACAUAGCGACAAACAGACAGACAGACAUAGCGACAAAUAGUAAGACAGACAGACAUAGCGACAAAAAGACAGACAGACAAAGCGACAGACACACAGAGAGACAGACAUAGCGACAAAAAGACAGACAGACAUAGUGACAGACAGAUACACAGACAGAUAGGUACAUGUUUUUUCUGUGUUGAGGAAAAGUAAAGCUUUUGUAAUGAAUUAUGUUUGACAAAACAAACACAAGACAGACAAACACAUAUACAGACAGACAGACAGGUCCAUGUUGUUUUUCUAUCUUGGGGACAAGUAAAACUUGUGUGAUGAAUUAUGACACACACAGACAGACAGACAGACAGACAGACAGAUGAGUCUACAUGUAUAUUUAGAGCCAUUUAAGCAUGUGCGAUGAAUAUAUAUGUCAGACAGACAGACUGACAGACAGAGACAGACAGUCAUAUGAGUAUGUUUGAAACAACUUAAGCAUGUGCAUUGAAUUGUGUGUGACAGACAGAGACAGACAGACAGACAGACAAACAGACAAGUCUAUGUUCUGGACAACUUCAGCAUGUAUGAUCAGUUAUGUCACAAACAUAUAUAAGGCUGAAUUUACAAAGCCUGUUUUUCUUAAAUGCAUGUGUUUAAUCAUUGUAAAUGUAUGUAGUUACAUGUGUGUGUAAGACGUAAACAGGCUUGGUAAAUUCGACCCCUAAUGUUGAAGUGUUUGUUUAAAAGUAGGAAGUCCACUAUAAACAUCACUGCGGUACACCUGAUUAAAACUUAGUUUCUUGCUUGAAUAAUUAUUUCUGUACAUGAUGUUAUUAGGGUUUUUUUGUAAGUGUCUUUUAGAAAGAAACUUAGCAAAUUGUCACCAUUUAUCAUUUCACACUCAUUUCAACUUAUUUUCGUGCUUAUGUCCAAUUAAUGUUCAAGCACGCUGUCCUGGGCACACACCAGUUAUUUGGGAUGUCUGUCCUGGACAGUGGAUUAGUGUUUAGAGAGAGA